AUGCCUUUUGGCGACCCGCCCGACUACGUGCAUCUGAGGACUAACGAGAGUCAAAUGCAGCUAAUAUCAAUGGGAGAACAACCUGAGACGCCUAGCGGAUCACCAUGUUUCAAUGCUCCCUCCACACGGGAAGAUCCGCCGGCAGUAGUAUUCGUUCCAGGAAAGGUAGGUCUACGAGUUUUGCUCUCAGUACAAUCUGAACUUUUUUUGCACUGGCGAACGCUGGCUAAUCCGGUAAUUACGGUAAUUAUUGGGGCCUUCCUGCGUUCAGCUGCAUUCACUGGAGCCGAUCAGGCAACAUUUGCACAUGCAGUUGUUGACGAAUUCGAAACCAUCAACUUAUUGGGUCGUUAG
Haemonchus placei is the source of this 354-nucleotide messenger RNA. Lineage: Eukaryota; Metazoa; Nematoda; Chromadorea; Rhabditida; Trichostrongylidae. The record is from the annotation of a GenBank genome assembly.